UUCAGCGGUGUUGACAUGUCGGCAUGGAUCCCAACUACGAAGCAUCAAAACUAUCUAGAUGCAUUGCGCUGGAAAUCGCAGAGAAACCAGGCUGAACGGGCCAAUGCAGUGCGCGAAACGGGUAAUCGCUGGUCCGCCCUUCAUGAAUUGCGGUACUUUGAUGUGAUUUGA
This is a messenger RNA of Radiomyces spectabilis, 171 nucleotides long. RefSeq lists its product as uncharacterized. NCBI's taxonomy places the organism in Eukaryota, Fungi, Mucoromycota, Mucoromycetes, Mucorales, Radiomycetaceae. The record is from RefSeq and is a predicted model, not a curated record. The annotation marks the transcript as partial. The transcript has a single exon.